AUGCCCAUCAGUUGGAGACUGGCGAAACAAGCUGUGUAUAGGAUGGUGAGGGAAUAUUCUUGUGCUGUAAGAAAUGAGAGGCAGGAUGAUUUUCAAAAGGCCUGGAAAGACGUGGAUGAACUGAUGUGUGGUGAAGUGAGCAGAACCCAGAGGGCAUGGUACAUGGAGACACCAGUAUUAAUUGAUGAACGGGUGCGAAGACGCGGAUGCUCCGUGGGCGUGUCGCUAAGUAUCCGAAAGCACCCCAGAGGUGGCGGGAAUGCAGGAGGGUUGCACCAUCACAGCAUCAGCUUCGACAAAUACCAUCCAGGUGACUUCAGGAAAGUGGGUAUGAGGCAUUCCCACUUGAAGAAGAACCAAAGCUACUGCCCAACCGUCAACCUUGAUAAGCUAUGGACACUGGUCAGUGAGCAGACCGGGAUUGAUGCUGCCAAAAGCAAGGAAGGGCUUGCCCCUAUCCUUGGUGUCGUUCCCGCGGGGUACUGCAAAGUCCUAGGAAAAGGGAAAGUCCCCAAGCAGCCAGUCAUCGUGAAGGCAAAAUUCUUCAGCAGAAGAGCAGAGGAAAAGAUUAAGGGUGUCGGGGGAGCUUGUGUCCUUGUGGCAGAAAACCAAUGUUAUCAAAGAAAACAAGUGUCUUUAUUAAAAAUAAAAGAAAAUCAAGUAAAUGUAUAG
This is a messenger RNA of Dromiciops gliroides (monito del monte), 672 nucleotides long. Its product is annotated as 60S ribosomal protein L27a-like. The record is from RefSeq and is a predicted model, not a curated record. Gene Ontology annotation, cellular component: cytosolic large ribosomal subunit; ribosome. Gene Ontology annotation, molecular function: structural constituent of ribosome. Lineage: Eukaryota; Metazoa; Chordata; Mammalia; Microbiotheria; Microbiotheriidae. Gene Ontology annotation, biological process: translation.